AUGGAAACACCUUUAUUAUCCAAUUCUACACAGCCUAUAUCUGUAAAAAAUAAUCAAACAUGCAUGACUACAAUACCAGGACUGGAACGAUCAUCACAUACAUGCUAUGCAUCAGAAUCAGACAAAAUGGUAUAUACAGAUGCUCCAACUGUUGCUAAAUUUUCAUUUGGACCUAUUACACAUACAACAGUCGUAACAACAACUACUACAACUACUACAAAUUUUCCACCUAUUGUGUUUUAUCCGCCCAAGAAGAAACAUGAUUUUGAUUCAAAACAAUAUCCACUUUAUAAUGUUCCUACACCUGCUUGCUUAAAACGGUUUUGUUUUGAUAUUGAUGGAAAACCUGCAUAUUUUCGUGAAAGUGAGGAUCCAUAUGAAUCACUUCAAGAAUUGCAAAAAGAUAUUGAACGUCUUAAAAAAAACAAUGAAGUCACAAUAACUAUCACAGAAAAUUAUGAUCAUCCUUUAAAACAGAAAACUACAGAGCUCAUAGAAAAAGAAAAAAAAGAAUCAAUUCUAGAAACUGAUUCUUCAUUAUCUGAAUCAUUUCAAACAGUACAUACCAAUUCUACGAUUUUAUAUCAAGAACGGCAAACGUCUAACACUUUAGCUACAUCUAAAGAUGAAUCUAAAUAUAUUAGAAAGAAACUAUCUUCUGAUAUUGAAACAAAAAGUUUUCAUAAUACAAAUGACACACUUUCUUUAAAUAUUUCUAAUAAUGAUAAUGUUUCUGCAAAAAAUAUACAUAAUUUAGAUUUGGAUAAAAAUAUUCACAGAAAUAAUAUAAAUGAUGCAGUUCAUGAUCAUAUAAUUUCUAACGAUUUAGGUGAUUUUCAAAAUCAGUCUUCUAUUGAAUCUAAUUUAUCAUCUCAUCAAUUUCUUCCACUUCCUUCACCAUCUCUUUCACCACGUAUAACUACUUUAAAUUACGCGAAUGAAUCUUGUCUUACAACAGAAAAAAAUGGCUUGAAUACCCCUGAAACUAUCAGUGAUGAAAGUGAAAAAAGUACUCAUGAACAAAUAGAUCCAAAAGAAAUCAACAAUGUGCUUGUUUUAUCAGGUCAAGGGAAUUCAAUAAUUCGAAUUCCGGAAAUUUUGAAUAUUUUUGAUAAUUUGCCACCUAAUGUUCAAACAUAUCUUAUACAUCAUUUACUUCGUCGAUGUAAUAAGACAACUUUGCAAGUUGUUGCUAGUGUAGUUAAUCCAGCUCUUAAACGGGAUUUUCUUGCUCUUCUACCAUUUGAAUUAGCACUUAACAUUUUAAAAGAUUUAGAUAUAAAAUCUCUUUGUCGUGCGUCUCAAGUAUCAAAAAAGUGGAAACAAAUUGUUGAUACAGAUGAAUGGAUUUGGAAAUUGCGUUUUGAAGCAGAUGGAUUUAAAUUGCGGGAAAACGAGCUUGAUCAAGUUAUAUAUGAAGGUUGGCAUUUUCAACAUAUAAGUUCAAAUAAUACAUCAUUUCGUAUGCUAAAAGAAAUAAAAAAUAUCCCAUGUACUAAUUCAAAUAUUACGUUCUCUAAAAUUAAAAAAUUUGGAAAAUUUCAAAACAUACAAGAUAAAAAAUAUACUCCUAUAGAAUGUCAAGGAACCACAGAAAAACAUUUUGAAGAAAUAAAAAAUAAAGAAAAUCAUUUUACUUUUCCAAAACAGUAUUUAUUUAAAACAUUGUAUAAAAAACACCAUAUUAUUCGGAAGAAUUGGAUGAAUCCUAAUAUAAAACCACGGCAUAUUUCAUUUCGAGGGCAUGGUCGAAAUGUUGUUACAUGUUUACAAUUUGAUGCAGAUAAAAUUAUUACAGGAUCUGAUGAUAGUAGUAUAAACGUUUAUGAUACAUCAACAGGAAGACUUCGAAGAAGAUUACAAGGUCAUGAAGGAGGCGUAUGGGCAUUACAGUAUUUGGGGAAUACUCUUGUAUCAGGCUCUACAGAUCGUACAGUACGUGUCUGGGAUAUUGCAAAAGGUGAAUGUACACAAAUUUUCGAAGGACAUAUAUCAACAGUUCGUUGCCUUCAAAUUUUAACGUCUAUAAACAUAGAAGUUAUUCACAAUGGAAUUAAAAAACAAAUAAAUACAUCGCUAAUUGUAACUGGAUCUCGAGAUUCUACUUUGCGCGUAUGGAGACUUCCACAGCCUGGUGACGCUCAUUAUAGACCAUCGCCCCCAUCCUCUCCAAAUGAAGCUACUGCAGAAAGUACUAGUGUUUCUAUUAAUCCUUAUUAUAUAAGAACUUUAAUUGGUCAUACAAAUUCUGUAAGGGCAGUUUCCGGAUAUAAUAAUAUUUUGGUCAGUGGAAGUUAUGAUAGUACAGUUCGAGUUUGGAGAGUUUCUACUGGUGAAUGUAUAUGGAGACUAGUUGGACAUUCUCAAAAAGUAUAUAGCGUAGUAAUAGAUCCAAAACGAAAUAGAUGUGUAAGUGGAAGUAUGGAUUGGAAAGUAAAAGUUUGGAGUCUUAAAACAGGCACGUGUCUUUGGACAUUAGAAGGCCAUAGUUCUUUAGUAGGUCUUUUGGACCUUUCAUAUGAUUAUUUGGUAUCAGCAGCAGCGGAUUCUACAUUACGAAUAUGGGAUCCAGACACAGGAAAAUGUAUACAUGUACUUUCUGCACAUACAGGGGCUAUAACAUGCUUCCAGCACGAUGAAAAUAAAGUAAUUAGUGGCAGUGAUGGACUUCUUAAGAUGUGGGAUGUCCGAACAGGUCGUUUUGUAACCAACAUACUUACUGAUUUAUCGGGAGUUUGGCAAGUUCGAUUUGAUGAGCGUCGUUGUGUUGCUGCAGUACAAAGAGAUCAUGUUACUUAUAUCGAAGUUUUAGAUUUUGGUGCAGCAGCAGAUGGUGUACCUGAAGAAGAAAGGGGUCGACGAAUUGUUGUCGAUAAUACUAUUUUAAUGGAUGAUUUGAUUCAAAUAAAUAGUGAUGUAGUCUAA
Molecule: messenger RNA, 2925 nt
Organism: Pneumocystis jirovecii RU7
Lineage: Eukaryota; Fungi; Ascomycota; Pneumocystomycetes; Pneumocystales; Pneumocystaceae
Exons: 3
Coding region: 1-2925 (974 amino acids)
Biological process (GO): proteasome-mediated ubiquitin-dependent protein catabolic process; ubiquitin recycling
Cellular component (GO): nucleus; cytoplasm
Molecular function (GO): ubiquitin binding
Source: RefSeq, a predicted model, not a curated record